This is a messenger RNA of Cucurbita maxima (winter squash), 1252 nucleotides long. RefSeq names its product triosephosphate isomerase, chloroplastic-like. Gene Ontology annotation, biological process: glycerol catabolic process; glycolytic process; gluconeogenesis. The transcript is spliced from 9 exons. Gene Ontology annotation, cellular component: cytosol. The record is from RefSeq and is a predicted model, not a curated record. The coding region runs from base 104 to 1024 and encodes 306 amino acids. Lineage: Eukaryota; Viridiplantae; Streptophyta; Magnoliopsida; Cucurbitales; Cucurbitaceae. Gene Ontology annotation, molecular function: triose-phosphate isomerase activity.
GAUCGUGAACCACAACUAGCAUCAUAGAGGCACUGAACAAAAACAUCUUCUGUCACUUUUAGCGGCGGAGGAGAGCCGAUCGAAUCCAUACCUAAGCUCGGCCAUGGCGGUGGUGUCUACUUCUCUCGCAUCUCAGCUCUCAGCUAUCAGAUUGUCCACUUCCAAGUCCGACAUUUCUCAGACUCUGUUUCAGAACGUCCACUCACAAAUCCGCCUUGCAUCCUCCCGGAAAGGUUCCCGUGGUGUUGUCACCAUGGCCGGUUCCGGCAAGUUCUUCGUUGGUGGAAACUGGAAAUGUAAUGGUACAAAGGAAUCAAUAACCAAGCUUGUCUCAGAUUUGAACAAUGUAAAGUUGGAGGAUGAUGUUGAUGUUGUUGUAGCACCUCCAUUUCUGUACAUUGAUCAGGUGAAGAGCUCAUUGGCACCUAGGAUUGAGAUUUCUGCCCAAAACUCAUGGGUGAGCAAGGGUGGCGCUUUUACAGGAGAAAUCAGCGUUGAACAAUUGAAAGAUAUAGGCUGCAAGUGGGUUAUCCUUGGGCACUCUGAACGGAGACAUGUCAUUGGUGAAGAUGACCAGUUUAUAGGAAAGAAGGCUGCCUAUGCCUUGAGCGAGGGUCUUGGAGUAAUAGCUUGCAUCGGGGAAUUACUAGAGGAAAGGGAAGCUGGGAAAACUUUCGAUGUUUGCUUUCAACAAUUGAAAGCCUAUGCAGAUGCUGUUCCAAGUUGGGAUGGUAUCGUUAUCGCAUAUGAGCCAGUAUGGGCCAUUGGGACUGGCAAAGUGGCUACUCCCGACCAAGCACAGGAAGUGCAUGCAGCAGUUCGCGAUUGGCUUAAGAAGAAUGUAUCACCAGAAGUGGCUUCUAAAACACGGAUUAUUUAUGGAGGAUCUGUGAAUGGAGGUAAUUGUGCUGAGCUUGCUAAAAAAGAGGAUAUAGAUGGAUUUCUAGUGGGAGGUGCUUCAUUGAAGGGUCCUGAAUUCGGAACAAUCGUUAAUUCCGUUACUGCCAAGAAAGUCGCUGCUUGAAAUUUUUUCGGAGUUCCUGGUGUCAAGCACAAGAGGAAGGGUGACCCGUUUUGUUUUCCUAGCAACACUCCUUGGGGUUUUGUUCAGGGCCUUCUUCAAUGAUGGCAAGAAAAUAAUAUCCUUCUGUUUUAUUACUUUGCUAUAGAAUACUUGACCACAUAAAUGAUUGGAUCCAGAAUUUAUUCGCUUAAUAAGAGUUCUAGAUGCCAUUCUCGAUUUUUGAACUUU